Molecule: messenger RNA, 7727 nt
Organism: Erpetoichthys calabaricus (reedfish)
Lineage: Eukaryota; Metazoa; Chordata; Cladistia; Polypteriformes; Polypteridae
Gene: phf3
Product: PHD finger protein 3
Exons: 17
Coding region: 284-6304 (2006 amino acids)
Biological process (GO): DNA-templated transcription
Cellular component (GO): nucleus
Source: RefSeq, a predicted model, not a curated record
AGAGGUCACGUGACCAGCACGGCGGGGCCGCUCGGCACGAAUGGCUGCGGUCGGUGUGCAAAACGGAGGCACGGCGAGGCGCUCGCGUUUGCCAGAGACAGACAUGAAAACGGAUUGAAAAUUACGACUCGCGCCACACUACUGGGGAUUGCAGCGCUGUGGGAAAACAGGCAAGAUCCAUCAAAUUGUGGUAACUGCGUUUGGUAAAGUCAACACUUAAGGGUUUUGAAAAUGGGAUAACUUAAGUGAAUCAAAAAGAAUUGAAAGAAUCAGGACAGCAUUCAUGGAUAUAGUUGACACCUUUAACCAUUUAAUCCCCAGUGACCAGUUGGAUGACACCUUACUUCAGGGCCCAAACUUGGAAAGUGAAGUCAGUGAUGAAUUUGGAGCAGGUCACAGCUUACUAGAAGACUCGCUGAAGAACAUGUUGAGUGACAAGGAUCCCAUGCUUGGAUCUGCUAGUACCCAGUUUCACCUUUUAGAUAAUGAUGAAACCAACUUUCAAGCCGCUAGUUCAGCAGUUGUUGAAAUUGAAGACAUUAUUCAGGAAGGACAUUUGAAGGAAACUGGUCAUGAUGCCAUUGAGGAAGACUUGAUCAUCCCUAGUAAGAAUAUGAAAACCAGAACUCUAAAUACUUCUCCACAGUCAACUAGAAAAUCACCACGUCUGCAGUCACAAGAACCAGUGAGGAGUAUGAGAGAGAGCACAUUAGCCAGGCGUUCAACUGCUUUAACUUCCCAGACUGUUAAAAAGUCACCCACCAAAUCUCCCACUGCGAAAAAAGGAGUACAGAAAAAACAAACUUCAACCCAAGAGUUAGAUUCAGGUUUGUUAGACAUGGAAAUAGAAAAGAAGGAAGCCGAAGAGUGUGAACAAAAGGUUACAGAUGUUAUUGAUUCAUUGACUAUCAACACAGAGAAGUGUGACGUUAUGCCACAGAAGGAGAGUGAACCUGAAGAUUUUACCAAUAUCAAAAAAACAGAUGAGGUCUCUGAGAAUUCAGAAAAAUCUCAAAGUGCUCCUUUAAUUUUGCAAGGGACAGUGCAAAAUGAAGACCAUUCUACUUAUGAGGAUAAUCAAAAUGUUUUAAGAGGAGAAGGGGAAAAGUUGACUAAAAAUGACAGUAGUACCCAUUUGGAAACAUUUCAAACACAAAAAGAAAAAGAUACAAGUAAAGAUAGUUCUGUUACUAAAACAGAUUUUGAGGAAAGCCUUGUUUCCUCUGAACAUGGACCUAGUGAAAACCCAAACAAAGCUCAACAAGAUAAUAAAGAUAUAGAAAACACUUGCAGUACAGAGUGUGAAAUGACCGAGUCUGUUUGUAUCACUGAACAUUCUGCUACAAAAUCUCAAAAAGAACACAACCAAGUUGAAACUUGCAGCACUGAAAACUAUGAGCCUUCAGGGAGUCAAAAAUGCUGUGAUUCUGAGCAAGAAGGAGAAGCUGCUUUGUGUGAAAGGACUAAUUCAACAUCAAGUAAAAAGAACGAGGGAGAUCACAACAAACACGAUCAGGUUCAGUCAAAGAAGCAGCUGUUCAAAUCAAAACCAUUGAAAUCUAGUUUGAAAUCACAUGGAAAAACAUUACCGAAAACACAUUCAGAGACAACAGAAGAAAAGAAGUCUUUGCCACAGGUACUUCCAAGGGCUGACAUUCAUAAUUCUCAGGGGACCACACAGAAGCAGAUUUUGAUGGCAGUAAAACGGAAAACAAGUGACCAAAAAACACAUAUUCAGCAAGGACCAAGCAAACUACAAAAAACUCUCCCUGGUCAGGACGUGAAGACAAAACUGGCAACCCCAGAUAAUAAAGUUCAAAUCAGACAAAUACAGAAGUCAUCGUUGAGCAAGCGUAUUAGUCUUUCUGAUUCAAGUAAGUCUUCGACAAAGCAGCCCUGUGAGCCUGAUUUUGUACGUGAGGACCAUUCAUUGGAAUCGCAGCCGACAGUUUCAAAACCUGCUCACUCCCAAGUAAGACCAUUGUCUCUUGGCAGCCACAAGCAACAGAGUGCCCAUGUGUCUCAUGGAAAAUUGAGCUCUGUUCAGAAGGAUGACACAGCAGAUAAUGAUGACAGAGAAAAGCAUAAAUUAAAAAAAAUGGAAAAGGGAUUUCAGAGGCAGCGCAGAAGCAGCAAAAGCAUUUCUUUGGAUGAGCCACCUUUGUUCAUCCCCGACAAUGCACCUGUUGUUAAAAAGGAAAGUGUUGACGAUGCAGACUCCAGUGAAAUUGAACUUGUUUGGCACGCCAACAAGCAUAACUGUGGUCUUUGUAAAAAACCUCAUGGCAACAGGUUCAUGGUGGGAUGUGGUCGCUGUGACGAUUGGUUUCAUGGUGACUGUGUGGGUCUAGGCCUGGCUCAGGCACAACAAAUGGAACAGGAAGAUGAGGAAUUUAUUUGUUUAAAAUGCUGUGCUGAAGAAGAUAACAGAGGUAAAUCCAGUGAGCAAAGUCCCUCUGUAAAACAACAGCAUGGUUCCCUGGAGGGGCACUUAAAACCAGAGCAACAUCAUGAGAGCAAGUUCAUUGUCAAGCAUGAAAAAUAUGGACAGUCGGUGUCUGUCUCUCCAGGCAGUUACAGUAUAAAUGCAGGAAUACAUGAAAAGUCGGAGCAUCUAGAUGACAGUAGGCAACACAAAGUAAAAAUUUUCAGAAAGGAUUCAACAGAAAGAAGAAAUUCAGCUGAUAACAAAGAAUUGGAAAACAAAAAAGUGAAUUUAUUGUCCGACUCUAAAACUGGACAUACACAAUUGAAAAUGCGUCAGGCAUCGGGCGAUCGAAGUGGUCAUGGAGAUAAAGUAGUGAAACAAGAAUCAAAUGAGAAACAUGAUAUCAAAAAGAAGAAAUUAGAAAAGUCUUCAAUUUCAUCACCUUCAACAGCCAAAAAACCUUCAGUUGAAGAAAUAAGGCAGAACGUAAGGGAGUCCUUGAAAGAUAUACUUGUUAAAAGACUUACUGAAUCAGAAUUAAAGAUUUCUACAGAGAGGGCAGCUAAAGUUGCCUUAAAAACAGAGCGAGAACUUUUUGCUUUUUUUCGAGAUACUGACUCAAAGUACAAGAGUAAAUACCGCAGCUUAAUGUUCAAUCUUAGAGAUGCAAAAAACAAUGUUUUGUUCAAGCGUGUCCUCAAAGGUGAGAUUACUCCAGAUCAUUUAAUUCGCAUGAGUCCCGAAGAGCUUGCCUCAAAGGAAUUGGCUGCUUGGAGACAGCGAGAAAAUAGACAUACAAUUGAGAUGAUUGAAAAAGAGCAACGAGAAGUAGAAAGGCGGCCCAUUACUAAAAUUACUCAUAAAGGAGAAAUAGAAAUUGAAAAUCAAGAGCAAGUAAAGGAACCUGAAACAAUGGAAGUGGAGCAGGAACCAGCGCCUAAACAAGUAGAAGAACCGGAAAUUGUUCCAGAUGUGAUACAUCCCUGUGCUGAAAAAGACACAACUAGUCAGCAUAAGAAGCAUCUUUUUGACUUAAAUUGUAAAAUUUGCACUGGUCGAAUGGCUCCUCCUGCUGAUGACACACCUUCAAAAGUAGUAAAAGUUGCAACUACUGUGGUACGAAGACAGUCGGGUUUUGAAGGAGAAAAGGAGGACUCAGUGCCGUCACAGCUUGAUAUUUUGCCUUUUAGCAUUAUUGAUGAGAAUAAAGCUGUAUCACCUUCUGUGAGUUCCUUUGCUUCAGAUAUCAGGUUAGAGCCAGGCCCUGUUUUAGAAGAUGAAGCAACAUUUCUUUCUCGCUUGGAAUGCAUUUGGAAAGGCUUCAUCAAUAUGCCUUCUGUGGCAAAGUUUGUAAUUAAAGCUUAUCCUGUGUCUGGCACAUUUGAUCACCUAACAGAGGAUCUACCUGACAGUAUCCAGGUUGGUGGUAGAAUAUCGCCACAGAUGGUUUGGGAUUAUGUUGAGAAAAUACGGGCCUCGGGAACAAAAGAGGUAUGCUUAAUUCGCUUUUGUCCUGUAACUGAAGAAGAUCAGAUUUCAUACACAUUGUUGUUUGCCUACUUCAGUAGCAGAAAACGUUAUGGUGUGGUUGCCAACAAUAUGAAGCAGGUGAAAGAUAUGUAUCUCAUACCUCUGGGGUCUUCAGAAAAAAUCCCAUACCAGCUUGUUCCAUUUGAUGGCCCUGGUUUAGAAGUGCAGCGGCAAAACCUCCUGCUUGGAUUAAUUAUUCGGCAGAGAGUUAAAAGAGAUUUUACAGCUGCUGUGUCAACAAAUAUUUCAGAACCAACAUCAAACAGACUUUUAUCACAGAAAAGAAGCAGAGUCGAUGGUUCUAGUGAUAAUGGAUUCAAAGAUAACGCUGGCGCUGCAGACGAAGAUAACGAGGAAAAUGACGAUGAUGACAACAGCAAUGAUUUUUUUAAUUCCCUUUCAACUGUUUUACCAAAGCACCAUGGCAAGACUUCCCAAUCUAGUGAAGAUGAGGUUGAGGAUGAAGAAGAGUCCACAAAAGUAGCUGAAGUAACUUUACAGGAAGCAGCCAAGCCUUUAAGGUUUCUACCUGGAGUUUUAGUUGGAUUGGAUAGCCAGUCUUCCAUCUUAGACUUUGCCAGCAAGCCAAUACCCAUGGAUGAUAUUCUUCAGAGCCUUUUGGGUACCACAGAGAAAGAGGAGGAAGAAGAAAACAUAAGUGUGCCCACUGUUAUCCCUGCUUUAGAAAGUACAGUUGCAAACAAAAUUCCGUUUCUGAAUGAUCCAAAACCUGAUCGUUUCAUUGUAAAAAGGAAAGAAGCCAAAGGUAAUAAAUCAGAAUCUUCUCCUCCUGACGAAACGUCAUGUCCAGUUAAAACCAACACUGAAGAUACCAGAGAACAUGAAAACCCCCAGUCAGCCGUUAUUUCCUUACCAGUUUCCCUGAAAGAUAAACCUCCUGAUGUUUCAACAGAAGCAUUCUUGGCCAGUUUGUCUGUGGGAAAAUCUGAGUUAGAUGAAUCUCUUGCAGGGAAUGUUCAGGGAGAACAUCUUAAAGAGCCAUUAAAGGAAAAUAGUGAUAACAAAGACCCCAGUAGUUUGGAGACUGCUCCUAAAGAGGCACACACUUCUGUAACUUAUGGUGCUCCUAGUGAGGAUAAUGCAUGUUCUGCUACAAAGUUUUCAGGGCUUUUGAGUACUGCAAGGGAUCCACGCCAAGCAGCUGGUAGAACUCAACAGAGUGGCCCCAGUACACCUCACUCAGAUGACCAAGGUGGAGUCAAAGAUAGUGAAAAUGACAAUGUAUUGAAAACAAAAAGUGAACUUUCAGAUGCGAAUGUUGUUACAGUUCCCGACGAGCGAAAAGAGCCCUGCAGUGUUCCUCUGGUCAUAAAUUCAAACUUACAGCCUUCCUACUUACAGCCAAAAAGUGUCUCACAGGAAAAGAGUACAGACUAUGCACCAGAAAAAGAAGUUACAGCAUGUAACAUUGACACAAUUUCCUCUUUCAGAAGUGAAGUCGGCUUUAAUGUGAAUUUACCACAUAAGCUGCAGGGUCCUCCUCCAGGUGUGUUUACACACGCUAGUACUUCACAGCACAAAUUUCCUCCACUUCACAUGAGUGAUGCUGAAUAUAACUUACAGAGUGCCCCACCAUCAGGUUUUCUAAAUCCAAGUAACAACGUAUUGCCUGGCUUCCAGCCUCACCCUCCACCGAUACCACCUUUGUUUGGUUUUCCUAGGGGGCCACCUCCAAUAUUUCAUCCUCCCGAACCACAAAUGCAAAACAGUCAUGUGCCUUGGCCUCCAUUAGUCUUCUCAAAACCAAACUUUCCACCUCACCACACUGGCUUUGUACCUUCUGGACCACAAGUGUCAUAUGACCAUCCAAGGUUUACAUGUCCCACAAGCCUGCACCCUUUAACGCAAAACAAAGGCCCCGAAAGACGCUACAGUGACCCAAGUGAUAGACAAGUUCACCAGUCCGACAACAGCUUUAGGAGGGACCGGAGUGAGCAUCAGAGUCGCCAGAGAUUUUUCAGUGAAUCGCACCACGAAAGAAGGGGACGACAAAAUGAAAGGGACCAGGAAAGAGACAGGGGGAAGUACUGGGAUCACCACCCUGAAAAGGACAGACGGAGGGAAAGAAGUCGCAGUAAAGAGGAUAAGGAGAGAGGCAACCGUCAGGACGAUCGGUACAGAGGCAAGGACAGGGACAAGCACCAAAGUUAUAAUUCAGAACACUCUCGAUACUCUGACCGACAGAAGGACAGGCAUCACGAGGAGGAGCACGAGCAUCGCCACCACAAAGAAAGAGAUAAGAGUUGGGAACGGGAGAAGAGUAAAAAGUACUCUGACUAUGAAAAAGGCAAGAGAAAAUUUAAAAAAGACGAGAAGAACUCAUAAUAGAAAUGCGAACACGUUUGAUCCGCAUUGUCAGCAUUGUGCCAACUCCUCCUCAGUGUUAACAGUGCUUUUUAUCAUUUUGGCCGGUAGAAAGCCAGCUGAGUUUUUUUAAUAUAAAGUGAUAUUCCUGUUUUAUUAAUGAACAUUGUACCUUAAAUAGAGGUAGCUCAAACAAUAUUUUCAAGAACUUAACCAUUUUAACACGUUAUAAUGUAAGACAUAGCCACAUUCAUGACAUAAUUGAAAUAUUGCAUUUUUAUAAUUUCAUUUUUUUUUUUUGGUUCAUUUCAAUUCAGCAUAUACAUCAUUUUCUUUGCACUAUUACAAAUGAAAUAUAAUCAGGACUUGCAUUUUCAUUUCACAAAGCCGGACUUGUGGACCGACAGAUUUAAAUGUAAGAACAAGAACUGUUCUUGUUUUUUAAUAUGAGGUAUGUGGACGCCUGCCAUCUUGAAGAUCUUAAACUGAAAACAAGCGUAUAGGCUACAAAUUCUAAAAAUGUCACAACUUGAAGUGAUUGGUAUGGUUUUGCUAUGGCUGACUUAACCCCAAGAUGUAUUUAAACAUUUCAUUAUGUCUCUCAGAUUUGGAAUCCUUUUUCAUCAUCCAUUUUGUAAUAUAUGUGUCUUAUCGUUACUACUUAACACUUUCAUAAUAUUCUAAGUUUUUUUUUUAAUUAUUUUAUUGAUUUUAGUUUGUACUUCAAAUUUAAGAAAGAUGUUUUUAAAGCUUGUUCAUAAUGAUGAACAUUUACAAACGUUUUAUGUAAAUCAGUGUAAAAAAUAAAAUUAGUUCUGUGAACUUCUGAGUGGAUGUAAAUUGCAAAGGCUACUUUAUGUAGAAAAAAAUACUACUGAUAGCUUUGGUCGAUAUUUGGCAUGGAAGCUCUACAUGGUUUUUAAUUAUAUAUUCAUCACAUCAUGGAAAUACUGAAAUUCCUGGGAUCGGGGCUUAUGUAUUUUUGUGUACAAAUUUUCCAAAAAAAAAAAAGUUUGCACUUUCUGCUGUGUUUUCUUUUUUUUUCUCCUUCUUAAGAAUCAGUCAGUUUAGUUAGCCACAUGAAUCGAUAGCAUCAAGAAAUAAAACAAGCCGCUCCGUUUGAGCAGACACACCCGCAUUUCUGAAGGGUGUGCAUUUCACCUUGGAAGGGAGCCAUAAAAACAGUGGGACUUGAGUGGACGUGACGCUGGAGGAAAACUUGAAAAUGUCGCGUUAUGUAGUGGCAGAUUAAACAGAAGGUCAGCACCGGGGUUUGUUAAUUUCAUGGGUAAAUGUGUCUUGGAUUAAGUCAUUAUACAUAGAUCUGUAGGCUUUGGUUUUUCCAAUGAUUUUAAACUUGUAUGAUUUAGUGUGCCUUGUAGCCACAAAUGCUCAAUUUUAAUGUUUUCUUAUAUAAAAAAAAAAAUAAAAUUGUUACAACAGA